This is a messenger RNA of Acromyrmex echinatior (Panamanian leafcutter ant), 896 nucleotides long. Its product is annotated as putative multidrug resistance-associated protein lethal(2)03659. The record is from RefSeq and is a predicted model, not a curated record. NCBI's taxonomy places the organism in Eukaryota, Metazoa, Arthropoda, Insecta, Hymenoptera, Formicidae.
GUCCCAUAUUCUCAUACGUAAAUGCCACUUUGAAUGGUUUGUCGACGAUCAGAAGCAACGGCAUUGAAAUCGAGAAAUUAAUGCGAAAACGAUUCAAUGAAUUGCAAGAUCGUCACAGCGGCACGUGACAGUAUAGUUGGCAGCAAAGCAGGUCUAGCAAUAUCGCAGUUCUGAUCGUUCGUCUACAAUAUACUAUAAAACAGUCGAGUUUAGCGAGUCGGUGUCAUUGAUGACCUCCGUGGAAAGGAUUCUUCAGUACAUGAACCUUCCUAAGAAAGAACCUAUUACCUCGGACAAUCCACCGUCACCUACAUGGCCAUCCCAAGGACAAUUGAUUUUAAAGGAUGUGAACAUGAAAUAUCAUAUCGAUGAUUCACCAGUUUUGAAGAAUCUGAAUGCAUCCAUCGAGCCUGGCUGGAAAAUUGGGAUGGUUGGACGAAUUGACGCCGGCAAGUCCUCCUUGAUCUCGGCACUUUUCCGCUUGUUCAAUGAAGGUCUAGAAGGCGAGAUCAAAAUCGAUGGUCGGGACACAAGCACGAUGGACCUCAGUAAACUGCGCUGCAAAAUCUCCAUUAUACCUAUUAACCAUUAUACAGAAACCUGUGCUCUUUUCUGAGAGUCUAUGUUACAAUCUGAAUUUAAUCAAUACGAUGACUUCAAGCUAUGGGAGGUGUUGCGGCAAGUCCAGCUGAAUGAUGUUACACUGGACUGGAUACGAUAUCUUCAACAUCGGUCAGAGGUAACUCAUAUGCCUGGCCAGAGCCAUCUUGAAAAACAAUCGCUUGCUCGUUCUCGAUGAAGUCACGACAAUAUUGAUUCGCAGAAUUGAAAAUGUGCUUACAUAAACUUGCUAGACGACAUAUUGGAAGCACUCGGAACACCAAAGGAAUAUCAAC